CUCUGGAAAUGAAGUUGUUGAAGCUUUUUGGAAUUGUCUUUUUCUGUGGCCUGCUCUCGCCGUCCCAGGGAGUCUUGUCCGGUUUGUCCUGUGCCGUCAGCCCAGGGGCAAUGCAGAAAGUGCUCUCGGAUGCCGUAAUUCAGAAUGGGCUUCUCCAGAAGCACCUGCAGGGCCUCGUGCUCCCAAACAUCAUGGGUGAAGGGGGUCUGCUGAACUCUCCCACCAGCAUCACGGGACUGCACCUUGUCCGGGUUCAGCUCCCCAAGCUGUCAGUGGCGCUGCUGCCUGGGAUCGGGGUCCAGCUGGCCAUUGCUGCAAGGCUUGAUCUCAGCGGCAACUGCUUGGUUGGCCUUCUCUCAGAACUAAUUGAUAUCUCAGUGGAUGUGACCAUUACUGCAAACAUUAAAUGCACAAAUUUCGAAUUGGGCGCAGUCCAGGUCGUCAUCGAUGACUGCUUCUGCAUUCUUGGUGCUGUAAAGAUCAAGCUCCUUUCUGGAUUACUGUCCCUAUCAGUAAACGACAUAGUGCUUAACCAGCUGACAGCAACUCUGCCCGGUUUGCUGUGUCCGGUAAUCGAUAUUAUCGUCAACCUGGUGAACAUCCAGUUCUUGGGCACUCUCAACGCGGUGAUCCCGGUCGGCACAGUGGGAACGAUUCACUACCAGUUGGCCAGCCUCCCGUUUACAUCUGGCUUGUUCCUUGGGCUGGAUUUAGAUGGUGCGGUGCAGCAGGUGGGAGGCAGCAUCAUCCCCCACGACUCGUCCGCCUCCGCCUUGCCCCCGCUGCUGGACAGGCUGCUGGUCAUGGGACUGCGCCAGAGCUUUCUCAACGCCAUCCUGUCCCUCCUGAUCCAGGUCCAGCCGCAGACGUUCACCUGCUCGCCAGAAGCCUUCUCAGGUGCCAAGCAGCUGCAAGAAGCCAUCCUGACCCUCUUUCCCACUGGGUGCUCCAGCUGCUCCGUGACUGCUCCUCUGAGCAUCAGGAUAGAGUUGUUUGGGAAGCCGCUCAUCCUCUUGGAAAACAACAAAGCCACUGUCAAGCUUUCGGUGAUGAUCCAGGUGUUCGUUAAGCGCUUGGAUGGAUCCAUCCUCAACCUGCUCCUCCUGAAGGCAGACCUCAGCCUGAACGUCCACGUGUCGAUCUCUGGGAGCAGCCUGGUACUGGCCUUGUCCCUGGGCAGCACUUCCCUCUCCUUGGAGUCAUCUGACGUUGGCAUCAGUGAUAUCUCGAGCCUGAAGCCCCACUGCAGUCAGCUGCUGGCGGAAACGUUAUUGCCUCUUAUCAAUGGCUGUCUGGGCGUCGGGAUCCCUCUGCCGAACGUGUUGGGCAUUCCGCUGGUAAAAGUGGAUAUUCAGAUACUGGUGGGCCUGCUGGUGAUCCUCGUGUGAGCUGGGGAGGACAGGGCAUGGAGAGCUCUUUCUGACUGUAGCCUUGGGCAGAAAGAGGGAGAAGGACCAGCGAGGAUGAAGCUUUGAGACUGGCAUUAUCUUCUUUCC
Cygnus atratus (black swan) is the source of this 1496-nucleotide messenger RNA. Its product is annotated as BPI fold-containing family B member 4-like. The transcript is spliced from 15 exons. Gene Ontology annotation, molecular function: lipid binding. The coding region runs from base 9 to 1388 and encodes 459 amino acids. NCBI's taxonomy places the organism in Eukaryota, Metazoa, Chordata, Aves, Anseriformes, Anatidae. The record is from RefSeq and is a predicted model, not a curated record.